Messenger RNA from Arabidopsis lyrata subsp. lyrata, 2201 nucleotides. Its product is annotated as transcriptional regulator SUPERMAN. Bases 768 to 1316 code for a protein of 182 amino acids. Lineage: Eukaryota; Viridiplantae; Streptophyta; Magnoliopsida; Brassicales; Brassicaceae. The transcript has a single exon. The record is from RefSeq and is a predicted model, not a curated record.
UAGCAUUUUUUAGUAUUAAUUUAAUUAGUUGUUUAAUCUAUGAUAUUCAAUAAGAUUUUUGUUAAAUUUGUAUGUUUAAUGGUGAAACUUAAUGGGUAUAACUAAAAUAAAUUAGUAUUUUUUUUUACGAAAAUGAGAGAGUUUUUUUUUCCUAAAUUUUUUUUUGGCCCACUCAAAACGUGACACAUGGCCACUUGAUACCGACUCAGAAGACUCACCUGAGUGAUCCGUUUCAACCCAGUCUCAACCCAAAAUGAAUUUUUUUAAUAUUUUUCAUGGGCUGAUACCCAUCAAAUAUCAUGGAUAAACAUGCUCUUAUAAAUAAUACCUUGAGUAGUUUCUUUUCCGAUUAAUUAAGAAACUUUUUCAAAUGAUGUGACAUCAUCCUUUGUUAAUCAUUCCCUGAAAAUUGUUGUAAAACAUAUAAACUAAAAUAAUCAUAAACUUACAUGCUUGGUGUUUUUGUAGUUAUAAUUAAUUCAUGUUGCGACCCAAGAAUUUAUAAUAAACAUUUAAUUUUAAAAAGCCCUAAUUUUUCCUCUCUGUUGUAAUAAAUCUCAAACGAUAUCUCCUCUGUAAAGCUUAAUGCUUAUUUCUGUAUAAAAUAUAUUAACCAUAAAAAAAACAAAUUAGCCCUAAUUAGUGUCCGUUCAUACACAUACUCUUUCCUUAGCUUAUAUAUACGCUAGUGUGUGUUUUAAGGAGAGUCGUAACCUCAAUUCAAAACAUUGAAUACUGAGAGAGAGCCCAACAAAACUAGAAGAGAGAUGAACCACCGUGACAAACAGAUUGAUUCCGGCUCUGGCUCCGGCUCCAGCUCUGGAGAUAACCGCCGGACUUACGACUGCAACAUUUGCCAGAGAGGCUUCACGAAUCCUCAAGCUCUCGGUGGUCACAAUAACAUCCACCGCAGGGAACGCGAAAGAUACCCCUCCUCCUCUUUUUCUUCUCACUCAUUUCCAUUUUCUCUUCCUUUACCGCCUCAGUAUCCAUCCUCCUCCAUAAACUUCACAAACCCUAAUAAUAACAACAACCCGCCUCCUUAUUUUCCGACCAUUGAGUCAUACCAACACCAAGGGUCUCAGCCACCGAUUAACCCUAGCCACAACACACAAUACUUUGGAUCAUCAUCAUCAUCAAGAGGAGGAGGGAGAUUUUCUCAAGGGGACUAUCAUGAUCUCAAUUUGAGCUUAGGGCUCGGAUCCAUGAAUGACAAUGAUGACACUUACCAGAGCCCACCAGAGACUGGAGGUUCUCAGCCCCAAGAUGAGGAUCUUGAUCUUGAUCUUCGACUUGGCGGUCAUCGUCGUCAUUAAGCUUGCAGCAGUUUCCCUCACGUUCAAUCCACGUUAUCAUAUACAAUAUAUAUAGUUGAAGUUAAUCACCCUAAUUACAUAAUAUGCUUUUAUUAUGUAACGUCGAUCGUAGGAAGUUUGGGUCUGUAUAUAUAAUUCAUGACUAUAUUCUUCUCUUAAAAAAUUAUAGAUCAAAUACGUUUGAGUAAUGUUCUUGUUAUAGUAAACCGUUUUUUUUAAGUGUUCUUAUAUUUCGUUGUCUGAAGUUGGGUUGUAUAUAUAAUUCAGGAUUAUUGGUCUCUUCGAUCCAUAACUAUAAUCUAUAUAUUAGUGUAUAGUAGAUCUAUAGAUCAAAUAGGUUUGCGUACAUGUUCUAAUUAUUAGUUACAUUGUAUGAAAUUUGGGUUUUAUAUAAUCAAAGAAUAUAUAUCAUUCUCUAAUAUUAGUUGAAUUUACAUUUCGUUUUUUUUAUUAAGUAAGUUUAAACUUGUAUUAUGAAUGAAUCCGAACUGCAAUGGGAUAAACAUUAGAUGCGUUUUAAUAAUAGGUUGGUGAAGUUAAUAAAUUAUACCAUUUGAAAAGCAAUCCAAAUUUAGGAACUACAUUUUUGCAGACCCAUGUGAACUGAUAUGAAUCAAUCAAAGCCUUGAUGUUGUAAAACAAAUUAUGAUUAUAAAAAUAAUAAAGGAGAGUAAAUGAAAAUUAAAUCUGGGUUUUAUGAACUGACAGUUGAAGUUUAGAAGUAGAAGCAGAGAUCAAAGUAUGACCAGUUAAAAGGCCCAAUAUCAUUUGGAGGUUUGAUUUUGGGUUCGUAAAUUUCAAGAGCCAGAUUAUGAUUUGCUGGGCUUACAAAUCAUGGAAAUUUGAAAUUUAGGGUGUUAAAAGAUACAACUCAAAUUAAAGAUU